AUGGCCCCCGUCGCCAUCGCUUCCCCGCCCUCGCCGACAUCAGGCAUCGCGGCCUCCAAGGCCGCCCUGCUGUCCGGCACCCAGACGCCCUACUCCGAGACGUCGACCGUUGUCUCCGAGGCGUCGGGCUCGCCCAAGCUCGGCGCGACCGACUCGCUCCCCCUGAUCCCAGGACAGCCCGGCUACAUUGCCUCGCUCGUGUCUGCACAGCAGGUCCUCCCCUCUACCUCGGCCGGCGCGACCGUCUUCUCGAGCGCCACCGAGGUGCUUGAGGCGCUCGCCGUCCAGAACUCGUCGGCCGUCUGGGUGUACGACGACGCCGUCGAGGUCGGCUUCGGCGCCCAGCUCACCGCCUGGGACAAGGCCGAGCUCCCCGGCACCGAGGGCAAGGUCUACCCCGUGCAGACGCGCGAGGGUGCCGGCCUCGAGCUCGCCGGCUACGCCAAGAAGGCCGCCAAGGGCAAGAUCUCGGUCUUCGCCUCGACUGCCACUCUCCCCUUCAUCGCGCCCCAGCUUGCCGCGAUCGAGGGUGACGUCGUGAUCCACGUCGCGGCGACCAAGGCCGACAACGAGCUCAACCUCGUUGACAGCCUCGCCACCGCUGGUGCUCUCCGCGCCCUCACUGGCCUCCCCGAGGACUGGACCGUCGUCUUCUCGGCCGGCGCCUCGGUUGUCCCCACCGGCGCUCACCUCUACGCCCAGGAGGGCAAGGUCGUGCACGUCGUCGAGUCGACUUUCACCGCCCGCGAGGUCACCUCGUACGUCUUCCCCUCGGCGGGAGCGUUCGAGGACUUCACCGUCUCGGGUGCCGGCAAGAACCUCUACCUCACCGUCACUUCCCACGCCGCCCUGACCCUCGACGCGCCCAAGGUUGUCCUCAACACGCUCUCGCCCUCGGCUGAGAAGCUCUUCAAGGCCCUCAGCGGUGCGACCGUCACCGUCGUCGGCCCCACCCGCGCCGACGCCGAGGCCCUCAAGGCUGACGUCCUCGCCCUCCUCUACUCGGCUCCCCACUCGAGCACCGCUGCCUUCCCCGCCAUCAAGGCUGCCGUCACCCCCUCGGCUGCCGCCAAGGAGACCCCCGCCAAGGUCAUCUCGUUCUUCACUGCUGGCGACGCUCCCCUCCCCCAGCUCGUCAACAACCUCUUCCUCUCGUCGCCCACCCUCGUGUCGGCUCUCACCCAGUACGGCACCACGUCGUUCAAGGGCACCAAGUCGGUCCUCUCGCUCUCGACUGGCGCCAGCCCCAUCCUCACCCCCGAGCUCGCUUCCGACCUGAUCUGGGUUUCGGACGCUACCGUCUUCAAGCACACCGACUUCCUGGCCACCGCCAAGGAGGGCGCCUCGCUUGUCCUCGAGCUCCCCUGGGUCGAGGAGGACCUUGCCAGCAAGCUCACCGCUGCUGACAUUGCCACCAUCCAGGCCAAGAACAUCCGGGUCUUCCUCCUUGACCUCGACGCUUCCGAGGCUGCCAUCCUCCCCAUCAAGGAGCAGGUCGCCUUCCUCCUCCUCUACACCGGCUCCAAGGCCCUCCCCAAGGGUGUCUGGAAGGUCCUCGACGCCUUCCACGGCGGCAACCUCGGCCGUGACCAGGUCGAGGAGGCCCAGGCCGGUCUCUUCGAGAUCCCCACCCAGACCGUCAAGGCCUGGGAGGUCGACCCCGAGACCGUCAACAAGACCAAGGAGGCCUGGGUCUGGGACGCUCUUGCCAACGAGCCUGUUGUUCUCGACGGCGAGGCUGGCCCCACCCUCUCGUCGUGGGAGGUCGCUGCCCGCCACAUUCUCUUCCGCGAGGCCUUCUCCGUCCUUGGCGGCAAGACUGUCGAGGACGAGACUGCCGGCCCCGGCAUUGCCUCGCUCCACCCCGAGCUCGCCGAGGAGACCUUCCUCGUCUCGGUCACCGAGAACCGCCGCCUCACCCCCGAGGCGUACGACCGCAACGUCUUCCACCUCGAGAUCGACACCGCCGGCACUGGCCUCAAGUACGAGGUCGGUGAGGCUAUCGGCAUCCACGGCUGGAACGACGCCGAGGAGGUCCUCGACUUCUGCAAGUGGUACGGUGUUGACCCCGAGGCCCUCAUCUCGCUCCCCAACCCCCAGAUCCCUGGCACUGUUGUUACCCGCACUGUUUUCCAGGUGCUCCAGCAGCAGGUCGACCUCUUCGGCAAGCCCGGCAAGGCCUUCUACGGCGAGCUCUCCAAGGUCGCUACCGAGCGCAAGCAGUCGAUGAAGCUCAAGUUCAUCUCCGUCCCCGAGGGUGCCGAGCUCUUCCAGCGCUACAGCGAGGGCGAGACUGUCAACUACGCCGACGUUCUCCGCGAGUUCCCCUCUGCCCACCCCUCCAUCGAGGAGCUCGUCGAGCUCAUCGAGGAGAUCAAGCCCCGUCACUACUCGAUCGCCUCGUCGCAGGCUGCUCUCGGUGACAAGGUCGAGCUCCUUAUUGUCACUGUUGACUGGGUCGACACCAAGGGCCGCACCCGCUACGGUCAGUGCACGCGCUACCUCAAGGACCUCAAGAAGGGCGACAAGGUUACCGUCUCGAUCAAGCCUUCGGUCAUGAAGCUUCCUCCUCUCGACUCGCAGCCUCUCAUUCUCGCCGGUCUCGGCACUGGAGCUGCUCCCUUCCGUGCCUUCAUGCAGCACCGCGCCUGGCAGCGCUCGAACGGCGUCGACGCCGCCUCGUCCAUGUACUUCUUCGGUUCGCGUCACCGCAGCCAGGAGUACCUCUACGGCGAGGACAUUGAGGCCUACCUCCAGGCUGGUAUCCUCUCGCACGCCGGUCUCGCGUUCUCGCGUGACCAGCCCCAGAAGAUCUAUAUCCAGAACAAGAUGGAGGAGCAGAAGAAGGAGCUCGCCAGGCUUCUUCUCGCCGAGGGCCCCGAGGCUGGUUACUUCUACCUCUGUGGCCCCACCUGGCCCGUUCCCGACGUCUACGAGGCUCUCGUCUCGUCGCUCACCGAGGCCGGCCUUACCCGCCAGCAGGCCGAGGACCACAUGGAGAAGCUCAAGGAGGAGGAGCGCUACGUUCUCGAGGUGUACUAA
Vanrija pseudolonga is the source of this 3042-nucleotide messenger RNA. RefSeq names its product Sulfite reductase [NADPH] flavoprotein component (gene MET10). Bases 1 to 3042 code for a protein of 1013 amino acids. Gene Ontology annotation, cellular component: cytosol. Lineage: Eukaryota; Fungi; Basidiomycota; Tremellomycetes; Trichosporonales; Trichosporonaceae. The record is from RefSeq and is a predicted model, not a curated record. The transcript has a single exon. Gene Ontology annotation, molecular function: FMN binding; sulfite reductase (NADPH) activity; flavin adenine dinucleotide binding.